Gigantopelta aegis is the source of this 2517-nucleotide messenger RNA. RefSeq lists its product as uncharacterized. The transcript is spliced from 2 exons. The record is from RefSeq and is a predicted model, not a curated record. Bases 1 to 2517 code for a protein of 838 amino acids. NCBI's taxonomy places the organism in Eukaryota, Metazoa, Mollusca, Gastropoda, Neomphalida, Peltospiridae.
AUGGAAACAAUAUAUAUACGGGUACUUCUCAUUCUUAUUGUCAAGUCAUCUUCAACACUGGGCAGACCAUCUGACAGAGCCUCCAGAACGUCCCGACAAAGAUCCAACCCAGCUUACCAAGAACACGAGGAACCACUGCCACACCGGUCACCACAGCGGAGACGUAUAGAUCCUCUGUCGUUAUUUAGCGACGAGGAUCUAAAUUUCAUAUUUACACCACAACAGCACCAUCUUCCUGACUUGUCCGAUGACAGUUCGGAGUCAGACACGGGUACAGUGAGCAGAGCUCUACACAAUACCAUUUUACGAUCGUUCCGAAAUGACGGCACAGCCACCAACGCUAACAGCGACACCGUAGAAGGGGAAACACGCGGUUCGGCAAAUGAGAGAAAAGUCGCACCACAUAAGGUUAAAAUACUCGUGAGUAAAACGGCUGUACCUGCUGAAGACACUCCUCUAGAUGAAUAUCAGCUCAAUGCACAUUCCCGCAAGCAGGCUAGGCAUCCAUUCAAAACUAAGGACUUGGAACAAGAUACAAACGAAACGCACCAGGUUCAAGAAACUCGUGAAAAUCGACAUCCUAGUGGAAAAACGAACGUAUAUAGAGGAACCUUACACGCGAACAAUCGGCGAAAUGAUAACAGAUUUACCAACAAUCGAUUUAACCGAAAUCGGUUUAUCAUCGGAGCUCGUGCAGCUGCUGCUGUGGACUAUAAUCGUCCUCAGGGUAAAGACGAUACAGAAGGUUUUUCUGAUAACUUGCGAAACCAAAAUACACGAAAUAUUGAUUAUAGUCGUCCUUUUACUGCAAGUAAUGAAUAUCAGGCUCAAUCAGGCAACACCAUUCCUCAAUCAGGCAACACCAUUCCUCAAGCAGGCGAUUCUUUUAAUGCAGAAGAUUUGAAGUAUCCAGAUGAAUAUCUAGACCAGAGUUCACCUGAUAAUAAAGGCCAACCACCACAGGGAUCCUCCGCAAGCCACUCUCAAUUGAAGCCCCAUAACUCUCCUAUGGAUUCAAACAAUGUAGAACAAUCCAAACUGGAUCGAAAUAAUAUAGACCACUCCCAACUGAAUUCAAAUAACUUAAAGAACUCAGAGCUGAAUCGAAAUUUCUUAAAGCACUCCCAAUUGAAUCCAAACAAUUUAGACCACUCUUAUUUGGAUCCAAACAAUUUAAGACAUUCUCAGCUGGAUGCAAAUAAUAUAGACGAUUCUCAUUUGGAUCCAAACAAAUUAGGACACUCAUAUUUGAAUUCAAAUAAUUUAGAGCACUCAAAACUGGAUCCUAAUAAUUUAAAACACUCUCGUUUGGAUCCAAACAAUUUGGGUCACUCUCAAGUUGAUCCAAAUAAUUUAGAUGACUCUUAUCUGAAUCCAAACAAUUUAGAAAAGUCUGAACCCGGUAAAAACAACUUAGACAAGUCUCGCUUGGUUUCAAAGACGUCAGACCAUUCUCAACCGGGAACAAAUAAUUUUGACUACUCUCAACUUGAUCCAAAUAAUUUAGAUAACUCUUAUCUGAAUCCAAACAAUUUGGACCAUUCUUAUCUGAAUCCAAAUAAUUUAGAAAAGUCUGAAUCAGGUAAAAACAACUUGGACAAGUCUCGCUUGGUUUCAAAGCCUUCAGACCAUUCUCAACCGGGAACAAAUAAUUUGGACUACUCUCAACUUGAUUCAAAUAAUUUAGAUAACUCUUAUCUGAAUCCAAACAAUUUGGACCAUUCUUAUCUGAAUCCAAACAAUUUGGAAAAGUCUGAAUCAGGUAAAAACAACUUAGACAAGUCUCGCUUGGUUUCAAAGACGUCAGACCAUUCUCAACCGGGAACAAAUAAUUUAGACUACUCUCAACUUGAUCCAAAUAAUUUAGAUAACUCUUAUCUGAAUCCAAACAAUUUGGACCAUUCUUAUCUGAAUCCAAACAAUUUGGAAAAGUCUGAAUCAGGUAAAAACAACUUAGACAAGUCUCGCUUGGUUUCAAAGACGUCAGACCAUUCUCAACCGGGAACAAAUAAUUUGAACUACUCUCAACUUGAUCCAAAUAAUUUAGAUAACUCUUAUCUGAAUCCUAACAGCUUAGACCAUUCUUAUCUGAAUCCAAACAAUUUGGAAAAGUCUGAAUCAGGUAAAAACAACUUAGACAAGUCUCGCUUGGUUUCAAAGACGUCAGACCAUUCUCAACCGGGAACAAAUAAUUUGGACUACUCUCAACUUGAUCCAAAUAAUUUAGAUAACUCUUAUCUGAAUCCUAACAGCUUAGACCAUUCUUAUCUGAAUCCAAAUAAUUUAAACUACUCCCAGUUGGGACCAAAUGACGUAGAUCUCUCGCGUCUUGGACAAUACACUCAAGGCAACUCACAGAUUAAAUCAGAAUCACAGCAGCCACGCAAAGACAGACAGAAGCAUCAGUCAGAACAAGAAGAACACCAAUCAGAACAAGUACCUCGACAUUCCCCAACAGCUAAACAUCCAAUGGAUCCAGGCAUAAAUCAACAAAAGGACUUGUUCCAGUUGUCCUGA